This is a messenger RNA of Jaminaea rosea, 1109 nucleotides long. RefSeq lists its product as hypothetical. The coding region runs from base 27 to 1106 and encodes 359 amino acids. The transcript has 3 exons. Gene Ontology annotation, cellular component: peroxisomal membrane; peroxisomal importomer complex. Gene Ontology annotation, biological process: protein import into peroxisome matrix, docking. The record is from RefSeq and is a predicted model, not a curated record. Gene Ontology annotation, molecular function: signaling receptor binding. Lineage: Eukaryota; Fungi; Basidiomycota; Exobasidiomycetes; Microstromatales.
CUUGAAAUUGCUCCAAUCACACGGACAUGGCUUCGUCAUCGUCGUCGUCGUCAAUGACGACCGCUCCUCGUCAGGAGAUGAUCACGUCGGCCAUCUCCUUCCUCCAGGACCCAAAGGUGGCCUCGUCGUCGGUGGCUCAGCGCAUCGCCUUUCUCGAGUCCAAGGGCCUCUCGUCUGGGGAAAUUGACGAGGCGCUGCGACGCAGUGGAGUAGUAGGAGGUGGGAAUGGGCCGCCGCAACAGCAGUACCAUCAAGGACAGGCUCAGCAGUAUUACGGAACUCAGCAGCAGCAGCAAUCCGGGUAUUACUACCCUCCACCCCCUCCUAAUCAGUCGCAAGGGAGGGACUGGCGUGAUUGGUUUAUCAUGGCUGUCGUGAGCGGGACGAUUGGGUAUGGUGUCAUUGCGCUGGCAAGGCGCUACCUCUUCCCACACCUUCAGCCCCCCAACCAGACGAUCCUCGAGUCAGACCGCGACGCCCUUACAGCCAAAUACGAUGAAGUGGCUGCUACUCUCUCUCAGCUGGAUAGCGAGACUCGCGCAGUGAAGGCUGGUCUAGAACAGCAGAAGUCGGCGAUUGACUCGGAGCUCAAGUUGGUCGAGGAGGCCCUGGAGCAGCUGAGGACGGGGGAGAGGUCGAGAAAGGAAGAAAUGGAACGGAUCUCCAGGGAAGUGGAGAGUAUGAAGAGGGAUAUGCCCAAGAUGUUCGAAUCGUCUUCUUCUUCGACCGCUACGUCUCUCACAGAGCUCCAGAGCGAGCUGAAGAGUCUUCGAUCUCUCCUCGUCUCUCGCACCUCGUCAUCAGCAAACAGCGGCGGCGGGGCCAGUGGGAUGACAAGCAGCGUCAGCGGCCCCGUCAACGGCUCCUCGGGCUACUCUUCGCCCAUGCGCACAGGCAACGGCUCGCCACCCUUGCCCGUGCCGCCCUUUGGUAUGGGAGCGACGAAUGGCGGCAAGCCUGCGAUUCCGGCAUGGCAGCUCGCUGCAGGUGGGGGCAGCGGUGGAGGCAGCGCAGCGUCCUCGUCGUCUGAGAAGGAAAAGGCGACGGAGGGGGCGCCGAAGGAGCAGCAACCCGCGCCGAAGGAGAAUGGAGCGUACGAUGUUUGAGAG